Messenger RNA from Solanum stenotomum, 591 nucleotides. Its product is annotated as putative disease resistance protein RGA3. The record is from RefSeq and is a predicted model, not a curated record. The coding region runs from base 63 to 569 and encodes 168 amino acids. NCBI's taxonomy places the organism in Eukaryota, Viridiplantae, Streptophyta, Magnoliopsida, Solanales, Solanaceae. The transcript has a single exon.
CAUCGCUAACUCACAACAAUUCCAGUAAUCUUAAGUUCUGAUUUUAAGUUCAACAUAUAUAUAUGGCUGAAGCUUUCCUUCAAAUUCUGCUAGAAAAUAUCACUUCUUUCAUCCAAGGGGAACUUGGAUUGCUUCUCGGUUUUGAAAAUGACUUUGAAAAUAUUUCGAGCAGGUUUUCUACAAUUCAAGCCGUGCUUGAAGAUGCUCAGGAGAAGCAACUAAAGGACAAGGCAAUUAAAAACUGGUUACAGAAACUCAAUGCUGCUGCGUAUAAAGUUGAUGACCUAUUGGACGAAUGUAAAUAUGAGGUAGCAAGACUCAAGCAGUCUCGAUUAAAACGUUAUCAUCCAAAGACUAUUGCUUUCCGUCACAAGAUUGGGAAAAGGAUAAAAGAGAUGAUGGAGAAACUAGAUACAAUUGCUAAGGAAAGAAUGGAUUUUCAUUUGCACGAAAAGAUUAUAGAAAGACAAGUUGCUAGACCGGAAACAGGUGCUCAUCUUAAAUUAGUAUUACAACAACUUUGUCUAUAUUCAUUUUUUUGGCAAUUAUCAAAUUCAUGUGUGUGUUAGGGGUGAGGGAAAGUUUCAAAGA